Messenger RNA from Eleginops maclovinus (Patagonian blennie), 1259 nucleotides. Its product is annotated as endoglucanase-like. The transcript has 6 exons. The coding region runs from base 1 to 852 and encodes 283 amino acids. Gene Ontology annotation, biological process: regulation of postsynaptic membrane neurotransmitter receptor levels; regulation of glutamate receptor signaling pathway. The record is from RefSeq and is a predicted model, not a curated record. Lineage: Eukaryota; Metazoa; Chordata; Actinopteri; Perciformes; Eleginopidae.
AUGCGCGCACCAAUAACAGCCGCACCAACAUGGAGCACCAAACAGCAACCAAACAGCAACAAAAAACAGCACACACCAACAGCCACACCAACAGCAGCACCACCAACAGCACCACCUGUAAACAGCACUGCACCAAAUGACACAUGCAGCAACAACUGCACCAGCGUACCAACAGCUGCACCAAAUGCGAAUAGCAGCACCAACAGCCGCACAACAGCAGCACCAACAGCCGCACCAACAGCAGCACCAACAGCAGCACCAACAGCAGCACCAACAGCCGCACCAACAGCAGCACCAACAGCAGCACCAACAGCAGCACCAACAGCAGCACCAACAGUGGGGGCAACAACCAUUGCAAACAUAAACGUGGCAGAUCUUAUGACACGGAUUAACAGGACAGACUGCGGGACCGGGCAGCUCUGCGCGGAUGAGCCCUCAGCCUGCGACCCCUCCACAGGUGGAGAAUGUUUCUUUCUGGCUGCCAAGAAGGGGAGGGGUAACAACUUUGAUUUUGAGCUGUCAGGACAGUCCGAUGGCUAUAUUGCUGCCACCCUGUCACUCGACGGCACGCUGGGAAAUGGCGACAAAACGUAUGUCUGUGCAAACAACAACGGUAAUGUUCGAUUCUUUGGAGCUGUCUACAACAAUAGCCAGCUGACUUUGAGUCCGCUGGAAGUGAACUCUGUGAAGGGCAAAAUCACGGGGAGAAAAAUCCAAUGCACAUUCACUGCCUCUGUACCAGUCCCGACUACAGAGCAAACAGUAUCACAGUUGGAAUCUCCAGCAGAACUUACAAAUCAAGUACAGCUGCUCUCGGAGCCCCAAAAGAGCAGUACAAAAGUCCUCCUGUAGACCUGGGAAACCCUAACGCCACUGUCACCAAUCAGCUUUCCACCAGUACCACCACUAAACCCACCACUAAACCCACCACUACUAGCCAUGCAAUUACAAUCCAGCAUUCUCUGACCCAAGCUCUGCUGAUCAUUGUUGGUGUGCUCGGUCUGAACGUGCUAUGAGGAAACUGACAACUCCAAGAGUCAAGACAACCUUUAUUCAUCUCAAUGUGCUAAUCAUCUCUCAGGAGGUUUACUAUAAACAGUAAAUCCAUCCAAGUUUAUUAGAAUCAUGCUCACAUGUUUCAACCUACUGGCAGGGGAGGGCAGGAAUGGAGGAGGUUGGCCAAUCUUCCCAGGCCUUCUAACUGCUCUCACGUCUGUGUAGGCUCUGAAACACAACAAGUAAAUUCAUUUUGUAUUUAA